GUGAGCCCGAACCCGACUCGACCCGAAGGCUUUUUUACCCUGCCGAAUCCGACCCGAAGUGGUAGGAAAUUUUCGAAACUUGACCCGAGUGACCCGAAAAUUUAGGAGAUGCUGAUCUUGUGAAAGUACGGUGAUAAAAUUUUUUGUUUGAAUCCAUCAAGGUGUUGCCAUAACAGUGACCAAAAUGGGGCUAUUUAUAACUGCAAGAUUUCUCAGUAACGAAAUGUUGGAGAGACCUCGGACUGAUCUUAAGUUGACGAAAACACAUGUGGUUGGAGGCUAAUAAAGCCGGAUUUUUGAUAUUUUCUUUUCAAAUUAAUAGUCAGCGUCAAAAGUCCAAUAUCUGAAAAAGUCACAUUAACUUGCAUAAAGAUAUGUUUCUGAAUAAAAUAUCGGGCUUUAUUAGCCUCUAGCCACAUGUGUCAACUUUAAUUUAAGACUUUCCCGAGCUCUCUGCAACGUUUCAUAACCGGGAAAUCUUGCAGCUACGAAAUAGUGUUAAGAUGAAGGCCACUUUCGAGAUAUGGUUGUGCCAGUCAGUACAGUCUCAUGGUCUAUAUCUCGAUCGGGAUAUAGUCAAAAACAUAUAGCCCAAUCAGGGCAUAAACUUGAUUUUUUUAAAUAAAAAUUCGUUAGCGAAAAAUGAUGAUGUUCGCGGAAAGUUUUGACCAUUCCAUGCAAAAGAGCGUGUAAAACUAUAUCAGAUUCUUUUUUCUUGUGGCCAAAUUUUUCUUCCGGUCAGCCACCUUUUUUUAAAUAGUUCUCGAGGAUCACAUUCUAUAUCCCGAUCAGGAUAUUUUACUUUUUUUACUAACUAUUUUUAACACUUUCUCAAAAUAUCUUGAUAUUUUCUCUUACUCUGGACAUACAUAAAGUAGCUACAUCCAGUGAAAUAUUCAGUUAAAGUCACGCUCGUCCAUCGUGAUUCGUCGUCCGCUCAGCGACGUACACAACAUUGUUUACAAAAACAGUUUUCAGAUGUGUAAACUGCGUUGAAAAGUUGAACGUUUCAGAAAUGCUGAAAUGUUUUCAUCACUCAAGUUCUGGUGGCUGAUAUGUUAUGUUCUAUGUCAUCUUUGCACUACAAGUGCCGCAUCGUACAAAAAUAAAUUUUUUAAGUCGGAGUUAAAUAAAAAGUAAAUUUCGAACGUACCGUUAGAAAGAGCAUAAAAAUACUACACAAACUAGGCUUAUUUCGUAUAAACUCAGUAAUUUGUUCUUGUUUUUAAAAAUUUUGCUUAAAUACUUCAAAGUAAGGUGAUGAGUUCAAAACCUAAAUUUGACUCGCUUAUAACGACUAAACUGAGUUCUCACUUUUGCUACACUUUUUAGCGGAAAUAGUAGCAGAAGAAAAANAAUUUUGAGUUUAGGAAGUUUACAUUUUUUUCGACUUUCAUCUAAUUGGCUUAGUUUUCUUGAUUGAAGUUCUGAAAUUAUAGUUUAGGUAUGAUUUUGUAGAAAUUUUGCAGCGCAUCUUUCAAAAAAAACAUCGAGUCUCCGAAACAGACCCAAACCAAGUUAUAAGCAAAAUACUGAGAGGGCCAUUCUUUAUGGAUCACCUGUUAAAGCACAAACGUUUUUUCAACAAGCUACUUUUAUAGAACAUAAUAUUCUAAAUAAAUAAGAUGAAAUGUUUCAUUUAUCCUAGAAUGUUACCUGUGACGUUCACUGGUGCUCGGUGUUUCGAAUCUUUGAAGUUCCAAGUAAAAUUGCUGAAAAAGUAAGAAGAAAGAGAGCCUUUCGAAAACGUUCAUAUAUAACUCUAUGCAGUUGAAACAUUAAUGUAUAAUAUCUCAUCUUAUUCAGAAAUUUUUAUGAUCUAUAAAAGUAGCUUAUUGAAAAAAAAAAUUGUGCUUAUGAAUGAGUGAAAUUUAGGUUUUGAACUCAUGAUAAACGCGUUAAACAAGUUAAUAAAACGAGAACAGAAUACUGACUUUAUGCGAAAUAAGUCUGGUUUGUGUAGUGUUUUUGCUCUUUCUAACGGUUUUUUAGGAAGUCGCUUUUCAUGAUUUUUUGACAAAAGAAAUUUCUGUUUUCUUCUGUUCAUUUAUUAUGGAUUGAACGGGACUCAAAUUACAAAAAUCUUGUAUGAAUCUGUAUUGCAUAAAGCAAUAGAUGAAAAAAAAUCAAAAAAAAACAUUUUGCUUAUCUUUUGAAUUGCCGGCACCUUACUGUGGGCACAACUGAAUAGUCUAAUUUUCGUGAUAUCUUAUGGUAAAUAUUUAUCAAUAAAGAAUAUUUUAAAUUUAUCACAAAUUUGUCAGAUCUUAUUGAAAUAUUAUUAGUAAGCGUUAAUUUUGGCUGGCCUUCUGUAAGAAAACUUCGUGGAAAAAUGGCCUUCAUUGUUCGUAAUCUAUCUAUGGAUGAACUUCAAUUUGUGUCGUGGUCUGGAUCGCCUACACAUCUCACGUACGUUGCUGAAGCGAUCGAGCGGGCAUCCAAAGGUGAAGUUGACUAUCUCAUCAUUUACGUCGACGGUGUGCCGCUUGGUAUAGGAGGUGUGGAUUAUAUGGUCAACGUUGGAGUAGGAACACUAUACCAACUCUCCGUACAUCCCGAUUAUGAGUCGCGUGGAAUUGGCACUGCGCUCAUUCAAGCACUCGAGAAACGAACAGUAGAUCGUGGUUGCACGGCUGCAGAAUUAUCAGUUGAGAUAGAGAAUGCUCGUGCUCGGGCGUUGUAUGAGAGACUUGAAUACAGCAUCAUUGGAACCACGACCGAAAGUUGGAGGGAAGAAGCAGACGAUGGUACGAUCACAGUGUAUACCUGCGAAUGCCUUCGUAUGCGAAAGACGCUUCAGUGA
This is a messenger RNA of Didymodactylos carnosus, 2803 nucleotides long. The record is from the annotation of a GenBank genome assembly. Lineage: Eukaryota; Metazoa; Rotifera; Eurotatoria; Philodinida; Philodinidae.